Scaptodrosophila lebanonensis is the source of this 791-nucleotide messenger RNA. RefSeq names its product proteasome inhibitor PI31 subunit-like. Bases 91 to 699 code for a protein of 202 amino acids. The transcript has a single exon. Lineage: Eukaryota; Metazoa; Arthropoda; Insecta; Diptera; Drosophilidae. Gene Ontology annotation, molecular function: endopeptidase inhibitor activity; proteasome binding. The record is from RefSeq and is a predicted model, not a curated record. Gene Ontology annotation, biological process: proteasome-mediated ubiquitin-dependent protein catabolic process.
CAUCGCUGCCAAAUUAUAAGUUUUGUAUAGGUCUUGAAACAUGUUUCAUUCUCACUAAUUGCCACCACGUUCCCGCCAAAUCAGUUCACUAUGGCUUCCAAGUCCCAUAUGUUUGGAACCUUCUUCUACGGCUGGGACAUGCUGCUGAAGACAAUUCAGAGUCAUUUAAAUAAGAAGGCUGAUCUAUUGAUGGCACUGGCCCAUUUCUUGCUGACUAAGCACUAUCACGCCUAUUGCGUGGGCAUUGGGGAUGAUAAGACCGUGCCGGAGCAGGAGUCCGGCUCUGAGCUGCUCCCGGAGCUUUGGAACGAUGAUGAGACAAACUAUGAACUGCGCUAUGUGAGCAACAAUAACGUGUUGUUGUUGCUGGGUCGCCUAACCGAGGACACCUUGAUCAUCAAUCUGCUGAAUUCCAAUACAAAGAAAGUGUCCAACAUUUGCAUAGAACCAGAAACACUGGUGGCUGCUCUCCAGGGCGAUGUUAGCACCCUUGUGCCGAAAGUUUCGGAAAUCGCUACCCGGUUCCGUAAGGAGCUCUUGGACCCAGUGAUCAAGGGGAACUCCUCUGAGGUUACAACACAGACAGCUGCACUGCCGGGGAGGUCAAGAUAUGAUUAUGGCUUUCUAUUUCCGAACCGCAAUUCUACGUCCGACCAUCGACCACCACCCAGAAGGGGACCCCCCGACUAUUACUUGUAGCUUCUAACUGGCUGGCCGACUGACCUACCGUCGCGACGUCCACUCAUCAUCACUGAAUAUAGAACAAGGUGCAAUAAACCAUAGAGAAUUUA